AUGAGUGCUUUUGUUUAUUAUUCUGUUUUCCUCCCCAGGCAGCUUCACAAAACCACCAACUUCCUGCUUCUGUCUCUGGCCAUAUCAGACUUCUUGGUGGGCCUUGUUGUUUUUCCAGGUGAAGGUAGCAGACGAACCACUUGCUGGUUUCUUGGUGAUGUUAUGUGUUUACUGUACAUACAUAUUAUCAGUAUGAUUACCUGUGUCUCUGUUAUAAAUAUCAUACUGAUAUCUGCUGACCGCUAUGUAGCUAUAUGUUACCCUCUGCAUUAUCACAGGAGAAUCACUGUGGCAAGAAUACGACUGUGCAUCAGUCUGUGCUGGAUUUAUUCAGCUUGCUACAGCAUUACAUUUGUGAAGGAUGGCUUCAGUGGAAAAAAGGCUUCUUGUCAUGGAGAGUGUUUGUUUUUAAUUGACUUCAGUGCCGCAGUUUUAGAUCUUAUUGUAGCUUUUAUCACUCCAGUUACGGCCAUCAUAGUUCUCUACAGCAGAGUGUUUGUAGUGGCCGUUUUUCAGGCUCGAGCCAUCCGCUCCACUGUUACAGCUGUGUCCCUGCAGCGUUCAGCAACAGUAGGAAAAUCUGAGCUGAAAGCAGCCAGGACUCUUGGUAUUUUAGUCAUUGUGUUUCUGAUAUGUUUCUGUCCAUUUUACUGUGCUGCUCUAGGAGGUGAUUUCUCGUUUAACACGUCUGCUGCUGCGCUGUGUCUUUUCUGCAUUAACUCUUGUCUUAAUCCUUUAAUCUAUGCCAUAUUUUAUCCCUGGUUUAGAAAAGCAAUUAAACACAUUGUGACACUGAAGAUAUUCCAGCCUGGCUCCAGUAAGGCCAAUAUACUGUAGAAAAAUAUUCAACUGUGUAAGUAAA
Molecule: messenger RNA, 862 nt
Organism: Poecilia latipinna (sailfin molly)
Lineage: Eukaryota; Metazoa; Chordata; Actinopteri; Cyprinodontiformes; Poeciliidae
Product: trace amine-associated receptor 13c-like
Exons: 2
Coding region: 1-837 (278 amino acids)
Biological process (GO): G protein-coupled receptor signaling pathway
Cellular component (GO): membrane
Molecular function (GO): trace-amine receptor activity
Source: RefSeq, a predicted model, not a curated record